AGGGUUUCCUGGCAAGGCAUUACAAAACGGACAGCUAUGUCAUACCAGCUCAUCAGCGUCAAAAGGUUACUGAGCUCCCUGCAGUCCAGGUGAGGGGAGGUACCGAACAAUGGCUCCAAACUCUUUGUGCCACGCUCUCAAAAGUCUCUGACAGAGGACAGGUGGUGUUAGUCGUGUGUGAGGACGUCAACACAGCAAAUGCUCUCAAAGACAAAAUUACAGCAGAAAACAAACAUUCAGUUACCAUGUACACGAUGAGCGAGAGCCACAACAUUGAGAACCAGGAGUUCAACAAGGGACACAUCAUCAUUACCACUAACCUCGGAGGACGUGGAACAGACAUUAAGGUUACGGAGGAGGUUAAUCGCUGUGGUGGUCUCUUUGUGUUACUCACGUACUUCCCCAAUAACCGAAGAGUCGAGAAACAGGUCUUUGGGCGAACAGGUCGAAAAGGCACCCCGGGAAUGGUCCAGUUAAUACUGAACCAUGAUCAUCUAGCCAUGGCCUACCGAGGACAUUCUAUUGAGGUCAUGAGGAACCUCAGAGAAGAGUAUGAGGUUAAUCGAAUAAAAGACAUGGAGAAGGAGAAACUAGCUGAAAUUGAAUUGAAGGAAGAGCUGUUCUCCACAUUUUGUAAGUUCCUUAGUGACUUUGACAGGCAUUAUAGUACAGAAGAGAAGACAGACCUCUUUGAAGUUAAAAAGAGGUCUGAAAGGACUUUGGAGUCCUUUCAGAGUAAGAUGGACUAUCACCCAGCCCUGAACGCUUUAAAAGAGUCAUGGGGUAUGUGGCUGAUACUUCACACAGACCAAAUUAACAUACAGAAUGACCUCACUGAAUUGAAAGAAGACCUCAUCCAGCACUUGCUAGAUACAAGUAACAAACUUUUACAAGGUCAGAGUGAAAACUUUUAUGACCUCAUUCAGCAGGCUUUAGGACGAACUGCCUUGCACAUUCAAAACAAAAACAAAAGGGGCUAUGGAGCGAAAUCUUACUGGAAAAAAGCCUCUGACUCCGACAGCUACUACAGAGCUGUUGCACUGUAUAACCAGGCCUACAUUACCAUUAACAUGGCCAAAGAAGGCUACAAAAGUGAGGCGCGUUCCUUACUUGAGGAGGCAGAGAAAGCCAUAGAUGUUUACAUAUCAGAAACGACCAACACACUGAGCUUCUGCUCCUUGUCCAUUAAUCGAGAUUUUGGACCGCAUCAUAGCGGCAGCUGUAACUUCCAAAUACAAAUGCAAGCGAGGAUGAACAUAUUUAACUCAUGGAAGCGAAAUAUCAAAAAAACACUUGACAUGCUUGGAUCAGGCGAAGGAGACUUCAAAACUGUGGAUUUGACUCUUUACAACUUAUGCACUGGGGAGGAUUUUGUGUCUUGUAGUGAACUCGGUCUCUUUCGUAAUUAUGGCCUUGCAGUUGUGUUUGAGGUGGAAAAAAAGCCCCAAUUCUCAUUUGAUGCCGUGAUUUGUUGUUUUCUUGGUAUUGUUCAGGUUGUAGCAGGAGUUCUCGUCUGCAUGUUGUCAGCUGGUUCCAUGUCCUCAUUUGGCCUUGGUUUGAUCUCUGAAGGUGUCUCUGACAUGAUCAGUGGGGUCAUGGGAAUGAUAAAUGGCACAUUUGAUUGGGCAUCAUGGGCAAUGUCUAAAGCAAUUAGUAUCGGAAUUUCUUUGGCCUGUGGGGGAUUCAGUGUUCUCAAAAGAUCAUUCUCCUCUGUGAAGAAUGCUGCAAGUAAUAUACUCAAUGGCACAAAAUCCCUAAAAAGUGUUGCAUGUAGUGCUCUCCGAUCAGGAAAAAAACUGUUUGUUUCAUCAUGUAAAUCAGCCAAAUCAGUGUUAUCAUCAAUAAGUGUAAAGAACUUCACACUGACUGUGGGCCAACUGAAUUUAAAACAUGCAUCUAAAUAUGCCGUUCAGGAAUUGGCUAUUCAAGGGGUAAACACUGCUUUGAACACAUGCAUCAAUAAUACAGUGCAAAAGACAUUCCAACAAGGAUUUCGAGUUACUUUCAAAAACUCUAUCUGUUCAUCAUUAAAAGAAAAUAAACAGUUUGGCCGAGCGCUCAGAGAUUUCAUUAGCUCAGGAAUUCCAAAGGCUGCCUUGGAGAAAAGCUCUGGUUCUUACAAGAUUAGCAGAACUCUAGAGAAGGAAAUGAAGGACAGUAUGGAUUUCUACACGAAACUUGUCAUGAAUGAUCUCAUAGUAAACUGUAAAGAAAUACAUCAGGUGAUUAACAUACUCUCACAGGUAUGGGACAAAUCAGCAGAGUUUGUUGCACAUCGCUCUCAUGCCUGUAUCAAGAUGCUUCUGACAACCACAAGCAUUUCCACCACCAUUUAUGAAAUGUAUUCCUCCAUUCCUACUAAACAUACCAUUGACAAUAAUUUUGUUCCUGCAUUUUUGAAGACCAUGAAGGAGAAACCAGUAUUUGAGACAUAUGACAAUGAUGGACGGGACAAACUGGAAGAUGUGGAACGUCUUAAAGAUGAACUCAUUGACUUAGUUUCAGACAUUCUUUCCCAAAUCAUGGUGGAGAGUUUUUCUGGGUUUGCCACAACCAUGUUUACAAAAACAUUCACUCAAAGAUUAAACUCUGCUACUGGAAAAGUGGUUGGUAAUUUGCUGGGGAGGCAUGAAACCCAAAGUUUCUUUGUGAGUCAGCAGCAUCAUUAUGAUCUGAAAUCUGCCUCUAAAUGCAAGGACAGAUCUUUGACUGAAGAAGAACGAAAUGAGCUCACAUGCUACGCCAAUAAUAUAACUGAUGAACAUAAGCCAGCAACAGCUUUAGAAGUCCAUGUCUUGACAAAUAGUAACUUGCUGAAUGGAAAAGGAAUUUGUAUAACUGUAGUAGAUCAUAAAGGAAAACUUCUCACAGAGGAGACUUACCCAGGAACUGAUCCAGCAGCUGGUACUAUCAAACUUGUGCUGACGAAAACACCUCUGACUUCUCCAGAAACAAGAGGAGUAUUGAGUAAACUGACAGACAGGGUUAUGGGAAAAGACACUGAACAGACUGGCCACAUUGAUAUUAUACGCCCUGAUGGCUCUCGGGAAACUGUGAACUCCUCAAAUCACAACUGUCUUUUUCAUGCUGUCGUUCAAGCAACAAGUAAUGACCCAAAUGAUGUUGUAAAACAAAAAGCUGUAGAACUUCGCAACAAAAUCAGUGAUGAGAUUCUUGGAAAACCACACAAGUAUAUUGAUGCUGUGAAAAUCCAGAAUAUGUUCAACCGCACAAACAGCUCCAAUAAAUUUAAAAUUGAAGCUGGAUUAAGACAAGGGGACAGGGAGAAGUUUGUAGGGUAUAUCACUGGCAAAACUCCAGAGGACAUUAUUAAGGACUACAACUUGGGAAAAGUGGCAGAAUACAAAAGCCUUUUAGACAUGGAUAAACCCACUCCAGGAGUGGUUGAAGCAGACCACAUUCCACCAAAGAAUAGUUUAACUAAAGUCUAUAGGCUCCUCAGGAGAAAUCCAGAAAUGGCAAAUUCACUCAAAAGCAACAACAAGGCAGCUUAUGAUUUAGUGAUGAGCAUGAAGGAUGACCAGAAUGGAAGAAACCAGCUCUGCAUGAACACCCUGUACUGGGAUCAUCGACGUGCGCUGACCACCGGCAGCAGUCCUGAAGCCAGAGCAUGCAGACGAUUGCUGACAAACACCUUAGCAAGUGGAGAUAUGGAGAAAGUGUUGAAGCAGUCAUUAAUAUCAGCUCACCCGGGAUGCUCAGACAGCAUUCGGAAGAGUCUAGGUUUUAAAAUUGCGACCCAGAAUUCUGGACUUGAAACGACUGACACAAACAAAUACUACAAGGAUGGAUUUAUUAGUAUGGUACAUGAAUACAACAGGAAGGAUCUGAUAAACCAAAACCAAACAGAUCGCCUGAUGAAGUGGGUGGAAGAGGAGAGAUAUUUGGACAGGUCUACACUGGAAUAUAGAGAAAUAAAAGAUGUUGUAAACAGAAGAAACACAGCCAGAACAAGGCCAAAUUUUAUCCGCCAUGAGCUGUAAUGUUCGUGUCAGAGUUAACGUAAGUGCUUGACUGUACAAAAGAAAUUAACCUUGUUAAGAAUGAAUGAAUGCCUUUUAUUGUCACUAUACACAUGUACAAUGAAAUUAAGAGCCACUCCUUUUAUGUUUCGUGCCAGCAUGUACAUAAAAUAGACAAGAAGAAUAAACAAGAUAAAUAAGAUAAAUAACAAAUAAAUAAACAGAUAAAUAAACAAGAUGAACAAACACAUAAACAAACAAGAUAAAUAAACAAGAUAAACAAGAUAUUGGGGCGGAUGGGGGAGGUACUAUGAGAUACACAGUUUUGAGACACUAUAUACAUAUACUGUGAAAUCAGUACAUGUAUGUGUUUAGAAUGAUAAUAGCUUUUGGGGGGGAAAAAAUAUUCUUAAAUAUAUUAGUCCUUGUUUUGAUGCACCUGUAACGUCUCCCUGAGGGCAACAUAUUGAACAGAUCAGAGCCAGGGUGAGAGCUGUCCUUAAUGAUGGAUUUUCCUCUGCUGAGGCAAUGGGAAGUGUAAAUAUCCAUCAGGGAGGGCAGAGGGCAGCCAAUGAUCUUCUGUGCUGCUCUUAUUACUCUCUGAAGCCUCUCCCUGUCUGCCGUGGUGCAGCUACCGUACCACACCGUGAUACAAUAUGUCAGCAGGCUCUCGACGGACGAGCGGUAGAGGAUCAGCAGCAGAUUGGGGUCCAGAUUGUACUUCCUGAGAACCCUUAAGACAAAUAAAUCUAUUUAAAACUUUACCUCUACAAGUACUGAAAAUACAAUACAAUACGUUAACUUUUUUGUGUCCCUUUUGUGUUGUAUGAAAUCAUUACUAUAGUAAUAAGCUUGUUAAUUUUUAACAGAUGGAACUAACGUGAUUUUAUCAGUUGAAACCCAGUGAGAACACACACUAAAUCUUGUCUUACAACUGAAUUGUGACCUUCAAACAUGGCGGAUGCACAGAGUGGCUGUGGGCUGUCUUCGGAAUAAUCUUAGACGCUUUAUUGUUAAAAUCACAUUUUCAGAUGAAUACAUAAAGUAAAUAAAUAAAGAGAGACUCAGAGUGGAGGCAUAUAGAGAAGAUUCAUACAGAGAGAGUCAUUCAGAAAGGAGUCAUUUACUAAAGAGAGAGAGAUGGAGACAAUCAGCAAGGAGUCAUUUAGAGAGGAGUCACAGAGAGAGAGAGUUAUUCAGAGAGGAGUCAUUUAGAAAGGAGUCAUAGAGAGAAAGAGAGAGAAAGAGAGAGAAUAUCACAAUUUGCUGCAAAAUAUUUGACAGUAUUAUUCUGCCUAUAGCUCUUCAUGGAUGUGAAGUGUGGGGCCCACUCUGUCAGGACGACUUCUCUAGAUGGGACAAACACCCCAUAGAGUCCCUACAUGCAGAAUUCUGUCCAAACAUUCUGAGAGUGAAGAAAAGGACACCAACUAACGCACUCACAGCUGAAUUAGACAGAUAUCCCUUAUUUCUAAAUAUUCAAAAGCUAUCUCUUAAAUUCUGGACUCAUCGUAAAUCAAGCUCCUCUAAUACACUUCAAAACAAAGCCCUUAAAACCCAAGAGCUAAGCCCUAAAACCGGUCCCCUCUGUCAGCUGGCUCUGAAACUCACAAACCCACCAACAUCUAACAAUCAGUUUCAGACCAGCUCAACUAAACUAAUCCAAAUUAGAGUAAACCAAAUCAUAAAAUCUAUUAAAAAUGUCAGAUUACACGAUGAAGAUCCUCUAACAAUAUUUUUGUGAUUAAACAACACGACUACAUUAUACUCACAGCUCGUGUAGAAAACAGGCUUGCAUGAACACACACACACACACACACACGUUCUUCAGAUUAUAGCUUGAGGAGAUUUUUCCUGUCCAGUAGCAUGUUUUGUUUAGGUUUCUCCAUCGCCGCUGCCGUACCCUAUCAGUAGUUGUGCUGUGAGUUUGCCGUCCUCGUGUUGGAAUGGACGAGUCACAAUCCAGACCUCAACCCCAUUGAGAUGCUGCGGUGGGAUCUUAAGAGAGCUGUGCAUAAACAAAUGCCCUCAAACAUCACUGAACUGAAGUAAUGCUGUGAAGGAGAAUGGGCCAACAUUUCUCCGAAAUGAUGUGAGAGAAAAUGCUUACUUCAAGUUAUUGUUGCUGAAGAUGGUUCUACAUGUUAUUGAAUUAUAGGGUGUACUUAUUUUUUCCCCACCUGCUUUCUGAAUGUUGGUUUACUUUCUGGGGAAAAAAACCAACAUUUUGAAAUCCGUUGGGUUUUUGUUGUUGUCACCUGAGCUUAUUUGUUUUUUUAUAGAAGUUGGUGUGGACCUCACAAUUG
This is a messenger RNA of Ictalurus furcatus (blue catfish), 6289 nucleotides long. RefSeq lists its product as uncharacterized. Gene Ontology annotation, molecular function: ATP binding; ABC-type protein transporter activity. The record is from RefSeq and is a predicted model, not a curated record. The transcript has 6 exons. Lineage: Eukaryota; Metazoa; Chordata; Actinopteri; Siluriformes; Ictaluridae. Gene Ontology annotation, biological process: protein targeting. The coding region runs from base 246 to 4004 and encodes 1252 amino acids.